Molecule: messenger RNA, 4525 nt
Organism: Carassius gibelio (silver crucian carp)
Lineage: Eukaryota; Metazoa; Chordata; Actinopteri; Cypriniformes; Cyprinidae
Exons: 11
Coding region: 1211-2899 (562 amino acids)
Biological process (GO): exocyst localization; regulation of GTPase activity; exocytosis
Cellular component (GO): exocyst
Molecular function (GO): SNARE binding
Source: RefSeq, a predicted model, not a curated record
CAUUAAGAUGUGUUUUUGGUGAUCUGAUCAAUUGAAAAUAAAGGUGCAAUUGGAAACAAUUAACCAUGUAAAGCCUAAAACUCGAAAUAAUAGUCUGAACAAUUCAAUUUUUUUGAAGUGGAACUGUUUAUUGAAACUUUAAAUACAUACUUGCAUAAAAUGCAUAUAAACCAGCUGCCACUCUAUAUAUCCCAAUCAUGUUCUUAAUAAGAUGAUUUUUAAACAGAAGUUUCUUUGGUCCAUUAAGUGUUAAUAUUUAAAUAUUACUAACAAUAUAAAAAGUCUACUUUAUAAAAAUCAGCAAAAAGCCAUGUGAACCACAACCUGAAGGUGGACAUUUUUGCAAUGUUGUUACAACAUACAAUCAUACUAAAAGGUCUUUUACACAUUUAAUAAGGGUUAGGGUUAGGGUUUUUAGUUUUGAUUUUGAAGCCUUAGAAUAAUUUAUAUAUCAAAUAUAAUAGAGUAGUCUUUAAGCAGUAGGGUUUAAGCAGCAUUAACGCACUGCAAGGUAAUAUUCUGGUUUAUCAGCAUGCCUUAACUUCACACUGAUGGGAAACAGAUGGAUUCUGUUUUACCAGUGCUGCAACUUGAUCUACUCUGUUUUUGUUUCAGUUCAAUAAAAGCACAAGUCACUGCCACUGGCAUUUCUAAGGGCUGUUUUAUAACUUUCAUUUUCCCUUUCCCUGUUAUAAGAUGUAGCUUCUUGCCACUGUGCAUGGUCUUUGGUACAAUAUGAUGAUUAUAGUUUGUAACACAGUACAGUGAAUAUUCGGUUUGGUAUGGCACACCAAGAGGGCUAGGUUUCACUUUCGUUUUUACUUACAUGGUGUCACAGCUUUCAGACAGCCUUUUAGCUCCAAGGCCAUGGAAUCAGUGAGGUGUGAGGAAAGUACUGAGCUUUGGAUAAAAGCGUCUGCUAAAUGACUAAAUGUAAAUGUUAUAGUAUCAAAGUAUAGUAAAAUGUGCUAUUUUUAAAAUAUUUGUAUGGCACACCCAAGGGCUAGGCUUGCCUGCACUUCUCUUAAAUGCUGUCAUAUAGCCUUCACGCCUUAAACCGUCAGUUAUUUAGCUGCCAACACAAUGGGUGGAAUGUCUAUUCAUUAAGGUAAUCUUCCAGUAAUAUAAAGUACCUGAUUCCCUGCAAGCUCAUUAUUUACUCUGAUGUACUCAGUGUGAAAAGGAAGCUUUUUAUUUGUGUCAGUCAAGUAUGGAGUUUGCGCACACGAGAAAGAAAAGCUUUUUGUUCAGGAGGAAAACUAAAAAUGGGAAAGAAAAAAUAGAGCUGACAGAUGUGAAUCUUUCACCAGGGGAACAUGCAUCUGAAUGCAAUCCACAGCAGUCCGGUGCUCCUGAUCUUAUUGCUCUAGAUGUUGAAGCACAUAACAAUAGAGUGCUUCAUACUCUCAGAAAGAUUUUGAGUGAUGAAUCAACCCCUGAGGACUUUGACGCUGCAGUUGAGGUGUUGAAAACAUUGAGCAAGCUGAAUAACAACUUCUCUCAAGACUGGAUUUGUAAGUACCUUCAGGAAAUUGAUCAGUUUGUGGAGAACCACUUUCCCACGCUGCCAGCAGAGGGACCACAAGGAUCUCAGUUGGAGCAGUUAAAGGACUUUCUAAAGAGAACAAAGAGCAAGAUAUAUGAUGAGGUGCUUCGAUUAACACCUGCACUGAAAGAUGCUGGGCUGCUAGAUCAUCUGAAGGACAGUUACAGCCGCCAAAUCUUUACCAACCUGGACCUGCUGCUAAACAGAGAUCUGUCUGUAAAAGAGAUCUUCUGCCUUCUACUGUGGGGAAAAGAUGUUUUCUUCAGUUCAGACUCACAGGAUUUCUUCAGAGUGCACGACCCUCUGCUGUUGACUGGAUGGUUUCAGAAAGCAACAGAGAAACUGCUGCAAAAUCUGCAGAAUUACAUCCGCACGACUCUUCAGAACAUCCUGGACUAUGAUGAGCAACAUAGACAUAAUGGAGAGUCAAUGGAUGAAGAAACAUUCAUUAGAGUUCACUUAGAUGUCACUAAAUGUCUGAAUGAUGUUAUUCAGAGUUUUCAGGAAUUUAGUCACACACUGAUGUGUGCGGCACAAACACUCUGCCUUCAAGAGCUUCAUCAUUUUGUUCAGGUGUAUGUGCAGGCAGAGAAAAAACACCUGGAAAAACAACAACCCCUGGAGAAAAAUUCUGUGCAUCUGUUUCGGCUCAUCAGCACCUGUAGGCAACUCAGAUUUUUUGCUCCUCAACUCAACAAUCCAGAUAUAAACAACAAUAAUGACUUCUCAAACAUCAUCGACAUAUUAAAGGAGAUGGAGGAUCACGUUCUGUCUAUUGUACAGAAGAUGAUGAAACACAUAGCAGAGGACCUUUUAAAGAAAUAUUUUAAAGAAGGAGGUGAGCAAAUCAAAGCACUUACAGAGGCAAUCCAACAGCGAUGUGCAUCUCUACCUCAGACUGAUGUGGCAAAAGAGAUUCAGGAGAUCUUUGUGAAUGUAUCUUAUGACUGUGUUUCACACGUGUAUCUGGAUUGCCUGAUGAAGAGCAGGUUCAGCCAGCUAGAGAUGAGAUGGGGAAAUGCUGGAGAAAGGAUUAGCAAAGACAUUCUCAGUUUACACAACACAUUUACUAAACUGAAUGUCAGUGCUGACCAGAAGAACCAUCUCCUUCAGAGACUCAGUGAAGUUUUGUUUUACAGUGAUAUAGAUGCACUGAAGAUUACCUGUUGUGCUUUGUUCAGAGAUUUCCCUCAGGAGAGUGAGCAGUAUGUACCUGGUCUGCUGCGCUGGAAGGGUGUGUUGUCGGAGCGUCAGGUGAGGGAAGUGCUGGAUGUGAGCCGAGAGUUCACCCUCGAUCUGAAGCCUAGACACGUCACCUGUCAGCCUCUGAAGGGACUUUUCUGUUUUCUUUGAUGUGAAUAACACCAUCAGCCAGAAUUGUAAAACUUUUGGUAACAAGUUUAAUUCAAUGGCAUGGCUGUUUUGUGAUAUUAAUUUAUGAACAUAAACGGGUACAUAGAUAUUUUCAUCAGAUAUUACAAUAUUUGCUUUUACCUGAUGACUUUUUGAUGUUACUUGAAAAUGGGAAAUAAUGUUUCUGUCAGACCACUGGAGAAAAUUGAAUUGACCCUUUUACUCUUUAGCCUUUUAAUCUUUUAUAUGAAAAUAUAAUUUUCAAAGAGUUACUCAUUUUGACUUCUGCCUUUUACAUUGUUACAAAAGAGGAUUGUAACAACAUGUCCAGCUACGAACCUGAAUUAUUAGUUUGAUUAAGAUUGCUGUAGAGGUCUUGAACAGCAUUAUUUUGGUGACAGACUUAACUCUCAAGGGUUCAGAUUCUGAGCUGUCCACAAGCAAACCUCACUGAGGUGUGAAACCCCCGAAGCCUAAUGCAAUUACCAGAUAUAAAAUUCUAUCCAGAAGUGAUAUAAGUCUGUAAAUGAGACUUGACAAGAUUAAACAAUUAGCUGAUAGAUGAUUUCAUGUGCCUGGAGGGUGAGCGACAGAUCAAGGCAAGUGUGAGUUUGAAUGCACUUAUAUAUCUUAUUUAACUGUAGUGGAAGGAGUUAAAAUCCACUGAGUGUCAGCUGAUGCUGGCUGUCACGCCAUGGUCUGCCUGAACAUAUGUUUGAGCUCCAUUCAUCACUCAGACUAUAAUAAAAGUGUCACGAUACGUUUUUUUUUUAAACCAGUGGGUAGCUUUGUGUAUCUUUUAUCUUCUUUGUGUUGAACUUCCUGAAGAAGAGUUUAUUUUCUUUGUUUAUCUGAUUGCUCUGCAUGAUUGACAGAAAUGCGAGAAGUGUUACCUUCUGAGUCGGUUUGAUUGUUGUAAUUUAUUUUUUGGUUCACAAGUUUAAUGAUUCAUUUGUUUUUGUGGGGUUUGUAGAGAAGUGGGUGCCAUUUGUUCUGAAGUGGACUUUCCCGUUUAUGUUAGUUAGGGAGUUAACUUAUUUAGCUGUACUUUUGUUUUCUGCCUUUUUUAGUUUAGUUGUAGUUGGUUCAUGAGGAGUUAGUUAUUUUUGUUGUUUUAGAAAUGUGUUUUUUUUUCUUUUUUUUUUCUUUUUACAAAAUGUAAAGAUUUAUUUGCAAUUUUAUUUCACAAAUAAUUUUAGUAUGUACAAAAUGAUUGCAAAAGGCCUGAGCCAGAGCAAAUCUAAAAAAGCAAGCAAAUAUACAUAAGCAAUGUUGUGAAAGCAAAAUUCAUAUGAUCCUCACUAUGGAAAAGAAGCUCCUGCUAAACUGGAGUGAAUCCUGAUUUUCACUGAACUGAUUCUGGCUACAAGUGAAACAAGUAGUCUGUUGGAAAAAGAUUUCGCUUGAGUCUCUGCCCAGCAGAAAUAUGAUGCUGACUGUAACAAGAACACAGACAGGAGAAAAGUGCAGCAGUCGUUUUUGUUUUCCUGAAUAAUUAAACAGCAGAAACCACCAAACCUACAGUAAGAUCAGGGUGUGAUCUUAUAGUGAUUAGUUAUUUUGAUUAUUUUACAUUAUUUUGAACCUUUUUGAACGUAUUGGAUAUGGUAUUUGGUGAAUGGUUCU